CAUGCCUUAUGCUCAAUUUGUCCGCCGUUUGAGUCGUUCUAGAAGUGAAGGGGGUGCGAGAAAGUUAUUAAGGAAAACUGUUUUUCAGAGAGGAAGUGGCAUUGGCGGAGUGUUUGCGGCACUUCUUACACCGAUCCUCAUUGAAAUAGGAAAAAAGAUUAUAAAAGGUGAUAGUCUGACCGAAUAA
Molecule: messenger RNA, 187 nt
Organism: Meloidogyne enterolobii
Lineage: Eukaryota; Metazoa; Nematoda; Chromadorea; Rhabditida; Meloidogynidae
Source: the annotation of a GenBank genome assembly